AUGGAGCUCCAAGAAGUCCUGCAUAUGAAUGGAGGCGAAAGCGAUACAAGCUACGCCAAGAAUUCAUCGUACAAUCUGGUUCUCACCAAGGUGAAACCUGUCCUUGAACAAUGCAUACGAGAAUUGUUGCGGGCCAACUUGCCCAACAUCAACAAGUGCAUUAAAGUUGCGGAUUUGGGAUGCGCUUCUGGACCAAACACACUUUUAACAGUUCGGGACAUUGUGCAAAGUAUUGACAAAGUUGGCCAGGAAGAGAAGAAUGAAUUAGAACAUCCCACCAUUCAAAUUUUUCUGAAUGAUCUUUUCCAAAAUGAUUUCAAUUCAGUUUUCAAGUUGCUGCCAAGCUUCUACCGCAAACUCGAGAAAGAAAAUGGACGCAAAAUAGGAUCGUGCCUAAUAAGCGCAAUGCCUGGCUCUUUCUACGGCAGACUCUUCCCCGAGGAGUCCAUGCAUUUUUUGCACUCUUGUUACAGUGUUCAUUGGUUAUCUCAGGUUCCCAGCGGAUUGGUGACUGAACUGGGGAUCAGUGCGAACAAAGGGAUCAUUUACUCUUCCAAAGCAAGUCCUCCGCCCGUCCAGAAGGCAUAUUUGGACCAAUUUACAAAAGAUUUUACCACAUUUCUGAGGAUUCAUUCGGAAGAGUUGCUUUCACGUGGCCGAAUGCUCCUUACUUGCAUUUGUAAAGGAGAUGAAUCCGAUGGCCUGAAUACCAUAGACUUACUUGAGAGAGCAAUAAACGACUUGGUUGUUGAGGUUAUCAUUUCUCUGUCUCUUUGAUGAUCAGAUGCUCAUUGCUUGUUAUCUGAAAUAAACUAGAUAGCUAGCUAGCUUAUUCAGGGUUCCUACCUUAGCUGAAAAAUGG
Coffea arabica (coffee) is the source of this 862-nucleotide messenger RNA. RefSeq names its product probable caffeine synthase MTL3. Gene Ontology annotation, molecular function: methyltransferase activity. The record is from RefSeq and is a predicted model, not a curated record. Lineage: Eukaryota; Viridiplantae; Streptophyta; Magnoliopsida; Gentianales; Rubiaceae.